GCUUGACGAGAGACAUUGUUGCUUCUGCUUGACGAGAGACAUUGUUGCUUCUGCUUGACGAGACAGAAAACAUGGCAUCUGCAGGUCUCCAGAUUUUGGCCAUCUUCCUGGCAAUCAUUGGCUUUCUGUGGGACAUUGUCAUCUGUGCCCUGCCCAUGUGGAAGGUGAGUCAUUUCAUUGGAAACAACCUUGUGACGGCGCAGACCUAUUGGGAGGGCCUGUGGAUGAACUGCGUGAUGCAGAGGAACACUGGCCAGAUGCAGUGCAAGGUCUACGACUCCGUGCUGGCUCUGUCCCUCGACCUUCAAGCUGCCCGCGCCCUGGUUGUGAUCUCCAUCUUGGUGGCCUUAAUGGGAAUCAUGCUAGCCGUUGCAGGGAGACAAUGCACCAACUGCAUUGAAGAUGAGGAGGCCAAGAGUAAAUUAGCCAUUGCUGCAGGUGUGUUCUUCAUCGUUAGUAGUAUCCUGUGCAUCAUCCCUGUGUCCUGGUCUGCCAACACUGUCAUCAGAAACUUCUACAACCCCGUUAUGAAUGAUGCUGAGAGGAGGGAGCUGGGAGUUGCGCUGUUCAUCGGCUGGGGAGCAUCAGGACUUAUGCUGAUUGGAGGUGCACUUCUUUGCUGCCAGUGCCCGAAGAGUAAGGACAGCGGAUACUCAGCCAAAUACUCUGCCCCAUGCUCCGCAGCCAGUGGAGGAGCCUAUACUUUCUCUAGGAAACUGGACUGACCUAUAAUGUUUAUGCUGUUAACUUC
Messenger RNA from Gymnodraco acuticeps, 751 nucleotides. RefSeq names its product claudin-like protein ZF-A89. Gene Ontology annotation, molecular function: structural molecule activity. The record is from RefSeq and is a predicted model, not a curated record. Gene Ontology annotation, biological process: bicellular tight junction assembly; cell adhesion. The coding region runs from base 72 to 725 and encodes 217 amino acids. Gene Ontology annotation, cellular component: bicellular tight junction; plasma membrane. Lineage: Eukaryota; Metazoa; Chordata; Actinopteri; Perciformes; Bathydraconidae. The transcript has a single exon.